Messenger RNA from Felis catus (domestic cat), 1843 nucleotides. It is a transcript of the gene TSPAN19, whose product is annotated as tetraspanin 19. Gene Ontology annotation, cellular component: membrane. Bases 165 to 1049 code for a protein of 294 amino acids. The transcript is spliced from 9 exons. The record is from RefSeq and is a predicted model, not a curated record. NCBI's taxonomy places the organism in Eukaryota, Metazoa, Chordata, Mammalia, Carnivora, Felidae.
CGCUCCCCGCUCCCACAGCUCUGUGUCGCCUCCCGCGCCACCUACCCCAGCUUUGAGGGGCUCCGGCUCACCCACGAGCGGCUAAAUCCCUCGGCUGGGUUGGAAGACAGCGCGCAGAGACUCCAAACAAAGCGUAACCACGACAACAGCCAAUCCCAAGGAAGAUGGACCGGUCUUUUCUUACCGGUGCCCCAGUAGGACAAACUGUCUCCGCUCGAAAUUGCAACGAAAGCUGCAUCUCAGGAGUUGGACGAGGAACUUCACAUUUUUUCCAGAAACACCAAUAUCUGGAGGGAAAAAGAAUGUUAAGAAAAAACAAAAUAUUAAUUUUUAAAUACUUUCUUAAUCUCAUUAAUGGAGCUUUCUUGGUUCUUGGACUUUUAUUAUUGGGAUUUGGUGCAUGGCUUUUAUUAGACAGAAAUAUUUUUUUCACAGCUUUGGAUGAAAAUAAUCACCUGAUAGUAUAUAUUUUUCAAAUUUUGACUGGAACUGGAUCUGCUAUUGUUCUUCUUUGUCUUUUGGGUUAUUUGGGAAUUCACAAUGAAAUCAGAUGGCUCCUAAUCCUGUAUGCAGCACUGUUAAUGUGGGCCUUUGGUGUUCAAGUUGUACUUUCAGGAUUCAUCUUCACAAAGAAAAAAGAGAUUCACCAAGUAUGGCAUGAUAAAGUUGACUUAAUCAUUGCUGAGUAUGGAUCUAAAGAUAUGCCUGAAGAUAUACCCAAGUGGACUUUUCUGAAUGCUUUACAGAAAACAUUGCAGUGUUGUGGCCAGUACAAUUACACAGACUGGAUAAAGAAUAAAAAUAAAGAAAAUUCAGAACAGGUGCCAUGUUCUUGCACAAAUUCUACAUUAAGAAAGUGGUUUUGUGAUGAGCCACUGAAUGCAACUUACCUAGAGGGUUGUGAAAAUAAAAUAAACACAUGGUAUAACGCUAAUGCUUUAACAUUAACUGGAAUUAACUUCGGACUUUUGGCUUCAGAGGUUUUGCAAAUCACAUUAACUGUUUCUUUCUUCAGACACAUCAAGAAUAAAGUAUAUGCAAAAAUGUGAUCUCUGGACUUUAAUUUACCCAGAAGAAACCAGCUAAUUCUCAAAAUAACCACAUUGUGUUCUUUUACUCCAAAAAUAAAAAAAAAAUUGAAUUACAUUAAUUAAGUUUAGAACUUAUUCAAGUCAUUGGUUAUAUGUAACAUAGAAUUAUGGAAUAUUAUAAGAAAUCACUCCAUGAAAUUCUCAUUUUGUUUUUCAAAAUAUCAAAUUCUGCAGUUCAGAACUUUACCUUGAGUUAUUUUCUGAAUUCAAGGAUGUCAUUAUAUACACUGAAUUCAAAAUGUGAAGUAUCACUAUAUGUUUUGAGUUUCCUAUAUAGAAAAGAUACAUAUAUGAUGCUUAGAAAAUACUAAUUAAGUAAAAAAUUAUAAUAUCUACCUUGCAUUUGCAAUUUUAAGAAAACGAUACUGAUUUGUGGGAGAUUUAAAAAAAAGAUUGAAAAUCUUCAUGUCACUGACCUCUGUACUGAAUUAACCAUUUAUUUCUGUCUUCUGAUUAAUGCUUGCAAGUGGAUAAUAAAAUUUUAGAGAUUUGGGUAUACUUUAGUGGCAGUAAUAAAAUAUUAAAAUCACAAUUUUUAACUGUAGCAUAAAUGUCCUAAAUGAUCACUGAAUUCCCAAUACUCAACUUGCUACUCAUUUUCUUCUUUUUCCUUAAAUUUUGUUCAGGCUUACAUGCACAAUUCUCUGAAGGGUAUAAAAAUAGCCUACCUGUUCUAUUUUCCUAAAAGUGAUAUUGUGAAAACAGGGAAAAAAUCCUUUGACAAAUAAAAAGUGCUAUACAAAUGAAAGGCA